Argentina anserina (silverweed cinquefoil) is the source of this 1570-nucleotide messenger RNA. RefSeq names its product ammonium transporter 1 member 3-like. Bases 35 to 1432 code for a protein of 465 amino acids. Lineage: Eukaryota; Viridiplantae; Streptophyta; Magnoliopsida; Rosales; Rosaceae. Gene Ontology annotation, molecular function: ammonium channel activity. The transcript has a single exon. The record is from RefSeq and is a predicted model, not a curated record. Gene Ontology annotation, biological process: ammonium transmembrane transport; ammonium homeostasis. Gene Ontology annotation, cellular component: plasma membrane.
AUCACUUCAUCACUACCCACCAUUUCCAAUCUCCAUGGCAGCAACAUGGGAGGAGAGCGUGACGAGCUCCAUCAACACCAUCUACCUUCUCUUCUCUGCCUACCUCGUCUUCGUCAUGCAGCUCGGGUUUGCCAUGCUCUGCGCGGGCUCUGUUCGAGCCAAGAAUGCCAUGAACAUAAUGCUCACCAAUGUUGUUGAUGCCGUGGUAGGCAGCCUCUCUUUCUAUCUCUUUGGCUUUGCAUUCGCAUUCGGAGAAAGCACCAAUUCCAAUCCUUUCAUUGGUACCAAUUUCUUUGCUCUUAAGGACAUUCCUAGUAGCUCAACUUAUGACUACAGCUUCUUCCUUUUCCAAUGGGCAUUUGCUAUUGCUGUUGCUGGUAUAACAAGUGGUUCCAUAGCUGAGAGAACCCAAUUCAGUGCUUACCUGGUCUUCUCUUGUUUUCUGUCUGGGUUUGUGUACCCUGUGGUGGUUCACUGGGUUUGGUCAUCAAGUGGCUGGCUCAAUCCUAGUUCAACUAGUUUCUUGCUGUUUGGUUCUGGUUCUAUUGACUUUGCUGGAAGUGGUGUGGUUCAUUUGGUAGGUGGGAUUGCUGGGCUUUGGGGCUCUUUAAUCGAAGGCCCAAGAGUUGGCCGGUUCGAUGCAUUUGGGAAGGCCAUUCCAAUCCGAGGCCAUAAUGCGACCCUUGUAGUGCUCGGGACAUUCCUAUUGUGGUUCGGAUGGUUUGGGUUUAAUCCCGGCUCUUUUAAUAAGAUUCUUGUGGCCUAUCCGGACACAACCGAUGAAGGAAAUUGGACCGCAGUGGGUCGAACGGCAGUUGUUACCACACUAGCCGGGUCUACCGCCGGAAUCGUAACUCUUUUUGGCCGGCGGUUACUAGUGGGCCAUUGGGAUGCGUUAGAUGUUUGCAAUGGAGUGCUCGGUGGGUUUGUUGCCAUAACGUCCGGAUGUGCGGUGGUCGAGCCGUGGGCUGCAGUCGUAUGUGGAUUCUUUGCCGCAUGGGUCUUAAUUGGACUGAAUAUCUUGGCCCUCAAGCUGCAAUAUGACGACCCACUAGAGGCGACCCAAUUACACGGCGGAUGUGGCGCUUGGGGUCUGAUAUUUACAGGGUUGUUUGCAAAGGAGGAAUUUGUAGUCCAAGCCUACGAUUCGGGUGUGAUUGGUACAUCAAGGCCUUAUGGACUGUUUAUGGGUGGGGGCUGGGGUCUACUGGGUGCCCAAGUGGUUGAAGCUUUGGUGAUUAUUGGCUGGGUUAGCUUGACAAUGGGUCCUCUAUUCUUCAUCCUCCACAAGCUUAACGUUCUAAGGAUCUCUGUAGAUGAUGAAAUUGCAGGUCUUGAUGUCUCCAGCCAUGGAGGCCAUGCCUAUAUCCAUACAGAUGAGAACCAGCCUCGUUUCUAUGCAGACUACGUCCGUGUGCAUGACGAGUCAUGAACUCAUGAUCCAACACCACUGGUUCUUCUCAAUUCUUAUGUACAAGCUUUCCAAAUAUGCCAUAUUCAUUCAUCCUUCUUAAUAGCAAUGCAACAUUUGCAUUUUCAAGUUAUCAUGACUAAAACAAAAUAAUUUCCU